This is a messenger RNA of Peniophora sp. CBMAI 1063, 762 nucleotides long. NCBI's taxonomy places the organism in Eukaryota, Fungi, Basidiomycota, Agaricomycetes, Russulales, Peniophoraceae. The record is from the annotation of a GenBank genome assembly.
AUGAAGACCAUCGCAUCCCUCGCCUCCUUUGUCGCUCUGGCCACCGCGGUCUCUGCUGACCGUACCUUCACCGUCAACAACAAGUGCUCUUACACUGUCUGGCCCGGUCUCUUCACGGACCUGAACGCCGGCACUGCCGUUCCCUCGCAGGCAACUGGUUGGGAGAUGGCCGCUGGCGCGACCACUUCCUUCAGCGUCCCCGACAACUGGACCGCCGGCCGCAUCUGGCCGCGUACUGAGUGCGACUUCUCGACGAACCCGGGCCCGACGAGCUGCGCGACCGGUGGCUGCAACGGUGGCCUCGAGUGCGACACUGCAUCCGGAACGGGCGUGCCGCCUGCUACCGUCGCUGAGUUUACGCUCGUGCCCAGCGGUGAUGACAACUACGAUGUCUCCCUCGUUGAUGGCUUCAACAUUCCCGUUGAGGUCACUGUCACCGCCGGCUGCCCUACCGCCAGCUGCCCGGUCGACUUGAACCCCAACUGCCCGUCCAACCUCCAGGUUAAGGAUGCCGGAGGCUCCAUCGUCGGCUGCAAGUCCGACUGCUUAGCCGACUCGAACCCGAGCAACUCCCCCGCGUGCUGCUCGGGCGACUACUCGACGCCCGACAAGUGCCCCAACACCGGUGUUCCGGACUACGACUACUUCAAGUCGUCCUGCCCCGACUCGUACGUCUACGCGUACGACGAGUCCUCCGGCACCGCGCUCUGGACCUGCCCCGGCUCCAACGCGGCCGACUACACCGUCACCUUCUGCCCUUGA